AUGGUGAAUUUAUUAAAUCUUAAUGCAUUAAAUUAUGAAGAGGCAUUGUCCUUUUGUAAAAAUACAGAUAAGAAGGAUGUUAUAAACAUUUUUAAAGAUUGUUUUUUGUAUGCACCACAUAAAGUAGAUAGUAUAUCUCGUCUAAUAGUAGAUUUGUGUCAUGACAAUUCUGGUUUUAUUCAAGAUAUUAAGGAUCUUACUAAGCUUACUUGUAGUUCAGUAAAGACAUAUGUAUCCUUUUUAAUUUAUUGUAAAAGCUUAAACUGUAAAGUAUCGCAAAUUAAAGUAAAAGUGGUAGAAAAUGAUUUUUUUAAAGACGAAAAGAUAGAAAUUGUAAAUGAAGUAGAAGUUAAUGAAUUUUUGAAUGAUUUAGAAAUAUUUAUUGAUAAUAUUAGGAUGAAUUUGGAUGGAGAUAUUAAAAGUAAUCUUGUUAACUUUAAUGAGAUCUCUCUUUUUAAAAUUAUAAGCAUUAUUGAAAAUUAUCAAUUUGACAUUUACGAAUGUUUAGAUGUUUUACAUAAAGAAUAUUCCACUUAUGAGAUAUUUAUUGGAAUUUUGUUUUUAAUUAAUAAUAGUAGUAUUAAUUCAUUUUAUUUAAUUAAUCUUUAUCUUAGAUCUAUUUACAAUGAAGAAAAUUCAAAAAUUUUACUUAAAAUAUUUCCUAUAAUGAAAAAAGAUACAAGAGACCGGCUUAUUGCUUUUAUCUAUGAAUGGUUUAUCAAUAGAAGAAAAUUUAAGAACUUGCAGGAAGAAAACAUACCAUUUGAAACACCCGAAGAAAUUUUAGAAUUAAAAAAAUUUAUUGACAAAGACACUGUAGAAGAGCUUAGAAAAUUUUUAAGUUUACAGAGCCUAGAAUUGUUUAUUCCAGAAUUUAAAUCGAUUUAUGAAGUUGGGUCAAUUAAUUCAAUAAAAAAAGAAGACCUUGAUUUUAAUAAAAAUAAAAAAGAUUUUUACAGGGAUUUUUGUCUUUUAGGAUCGCCAUCAGUCUCACACUUUCUAAGUUAUUUAGAAAUUUAUAAAAAUGAAAUGAAAAUGGAUGAAGAGCAGCAAAAAAUAUUUUUAGAAAUUUUUUGUGAAAUAUUUAGUAACAGAACGAGUUUUAAAAAAAUUGUUAUAGAUAAAAUGGUAAAAUUUAAUUUUAUAAAAAGUGAAUUACUAUUGAAAUAA
Messenger RNA from Vairimorpha ceranae, 1170 nucleotides. RefSeq lists its product as hypothetical. The record is from RefSeq and is a predicted model, not a curated record. NCBI's taxonomy places the organism in Eukaryota, Fungi, Microsporidia, Nosematidae. The coding region runs from base 1 to 1170 and encodes 389 amino acids. The transcript has a single exon.